AUGCAAGAAGAGAAUGCGGUGCAACGCUAUGAUAUUUGCACUGCGGAAAAGGUCCAAGAUGACGCCCUCAAGAUCUGUGAUCUCAAUGGGAUGAACAUUUUCAAACGUCCAAGGACUGCUUCUGGGAGCCAUGAGUCACGACUUAUUGAAGCAGCACUCAGCGUGGACUCGUCACAGAUCAUGGCCAACAUGUAA
This is a messenger RNA of Penicillium subrubescens, 195 nucleotides long. RefSeq lists its product as uncharacterized. The record is from RefSeq and is a predicted model, not a curated record. The transcript has 2 exons. Lineage: Eukaryota; Fungi; Ascomycota; Eurotiomycetes; Eurotiales; Aspergillaceae. The coding region runs from base 1 to 195 and encodes 64 amino acids.